This is a messenger RNA of Schistosoma rodhaini, 2478 nucleotides long. NCBI's taxonomy places the organism in Eukaryota, Metazoa, Platyhelminthes, Trematoda, Strigeidida, Schistosomatidae. The record is from the annotation of a GenBank genome assembly.
AUGUUGUCUCCACAUAAUGAAUUAGCAGUAAUAGGAGUUACACCUUCGAAAAUAAAGUUUAUUUAUCCAAACGACUUGGAGCCCCCUACUAGUGCUUCAAAUGACGGCCAGAAUGAUGCACUUAGCUGUAUGAAUAACACUGUCAGGCAACUAGCAUUAAGCCUUGUAACCUCCUGUUCUUCUACAAGCACACAAAUUGUUUUGGCUGGUGCGAUAAUAAAAGCAUUGUGCUAUUACCUUCGGCGCUGUCGUGAAUUACAGCCGUCUACAAGACAUUUAGAUGAUUCCUUGGAGAUGACAAUGGAGAUUAGUGAAGGAAGUGAAAAGAUUUCCUCUCGCAUACUGAUUAUUAAGGCGUCUGAUGACAAUUCUUCUCAAUACUUAGCGUUGAUGAAUUCUGUGUUCACAGCUCAAAAGCUUCAUGUUCCAAUAGACACAUGUGUGUUAUCAUUACCACAACAGUCAGAUAAUUUAAAUUGCAGGUGUGGGCCAAGUUCUCUCGGACACUCAAGUCUUCUUCAACAAGCUGCAGAUCUAACUGGUGGAAUUUACUUGCAAGUGCCAAGAGUUUCUGGUUUGCUACAGUAUUUGUUAUCAGUAUUUUUGCCAUCGUCUAAAAUGAGGACAUCUCUCUUACUUCCAGAUAGUCGAUCCAGUGGUUUAUCGUUUGGUGUUGACUUUCGAGCUGCAUGCUUUUGUCAUAAACGAUUGAUAGACAUUGGUUAUGUUUGUUUGGAUAUAUUAUAUUUUGCUGAUAUUUGUGCUGGUCCUGGAGGUUUCUCAGAAUAUACUUUAUGGCGACGAUGUAAUGCUCCAUAUCAUACUCACUCAUCAAACACUACACUCAGUCCUAAUCAUCAUUCCAAUAUCAAUGAUAAAUUAUUAGAGGAUACCAUGGAAUCUAUCGAUCAUAACAGUCCUACUAAUAAUACUAGUACUACUUCAGAGAAACAACAACCAUUACUGUCUGCUAAAGGAUUUGGUUUAACAUUAACUGGUCAAUGUGAUUUUCGUGAAAAUGAUUUCUUGGCUGGUCCAAAAGAAGCUUUUAUGGCACAUUAUGGAGCAGAACGUGAUGGGGAUGUAACAAAAUGGUCCAAUUUAGCCUCAUUCGCAUCAUCUAUUGGUCGUAGUACAAAUAAUGCCGGUGUACAUAUUCUAAUGGCAGAUGGAGGUUUCGAUGUAUCUAGUCAGUAUAAUCUUCAAGAGGUUAUGUCUAAACAAUUGUACUUAUGUCAGUGUUUAUGUGCAUUAAUCAAUCUUAGACCAGGUGGACAUUUUUUAACAAAAUUAUUUGAUACAUUCACUGAAUUCACCAUUGAUAUAAUUUAUAUAAUGGGUUAUUUAUUUGAAGAGAUUUACAUUAUAAAACCUGUAACUAGUCGACCAGCUAAUUCAGAACGUUAUUUAGUAUGCAAAAAUUUACAAUCCCCUUUAAACACAAUGGCUGGUUGUUUACCUGCUCCCAAAUCAUCAUCAUCAUCCAUGACAAGUCAUUCGGAUUCCACUGAUCAAAAGUCAAGUUUCCGACAGAAGACACGUAAAUUUCCCGGUCAACAUCAACAACAACAACAACAGCAAACAACCACCACAAAUGGUAUUGUUGAUGAUAUCGAAGCCAGUAAAAAGUUUGGCAUUUUAACUGAUAUGAAAGAGUCCGGUUCACUUGGUCUAGUGAUCAAUCAUUUUUUGCAAGUUAAUGAAAAGUUAAAUCUAAUUAAAACAAACCAAUCAUUAUCGUCAACCAAUCCUAAAUUGGAUGUAUUAAGAAUAUGUCAUACUGAAAUGAUUGAACGUGAUGAUAAAUUUAUGCAAUUUAUUCAGGGGAUGAAUGAAGAUUUUGCUAAACAUCAAUGUGUUGCUUUGUCUAAACUGUUAGCAUUCUCUCAAAAUCAUAGUCUUACUGAAACGAGACAAGAUGAAUUGUAUAAAGCAUGUUUAGAAAAAUGGAAGAAUGGUUUACGAAAACACGGUUUAUUUAUAUAUGAUGUUGUGUGCAUCUACGGUCGAGAUUGUCGUAAAUUACCAUACAGGAAGAGAAUGGAACUAGCUGAACAAAUGACCAAUAUAAUUAAUUUUCCAGAUAUGACUUCAUCCAAUGUUCGUGUACCACCAUUUCUAAGAUUAUCAGAACUAGUUAAUUAUGUAAAAAAACUACCUCUUCUACCAUGUAAAGAUUCACCAACACUUGUGCCAAUGCAUUGUUUACCCGACGGUUUUACAUUCCAACCACAUUCGUUGCUACUAGUACAACAUAUGACAGAUAAUUGGACUGAAGAGAUUAGUCGGAGUACUGGAAAAUUGUAUUACUUCAACCGAUUGAAAUCUGAAUCUACUUUCGAUUUACCAGAAAGUGAACACUUAUCAUUCACUGAGACACAUUUCACAAAACUACCUUGGAUAACAGAACAAAAAUAUUGUCCAAGUGUUACUACUCUAAUACAAUAUUUAGAGAAAAUGUCAGAUCCUUAUUCAUAG